AUGCGUAGCCGUCUCUCCACCACGACCUCCCUCCUUCAGCAUCUCGAAUCGACGCUUCAAACGUUCCUCUCCUCCGGUUCAAGGUUCCGCGUGGUCCGCACCAUCUCCCCGUCUGCUGGCGGCAGCGUUCCUCCAACUCGACCGUCUCCUGCUCUUUCCAGCCUGUACAUCCUCGACUCGUCGUUCAAUCCCCCAACCCUCGCACACUCCGCGCUCGCCCGCGUAGCUGGUGUUGACGAAAGUGCAUCGGAGCAGCGAAGGCUGGUGUUACUAUUCAGCACAGCGAAUGCGGACAAGGUGGCAGACCCCUCAGCAUAUGUGAAUCGGUUGGCGAUGGUACAUCUCUUUGCAUUGGAGCUAUCAGAUUCUUUAAAUAGAAGAGGAAAACAGUCUAUAGGACAGGAUACCAUCCCGAGCGACAUCGCCCUCACCUCCACCGCAUUCUAUUCCGACAAAGCCGCCGCAAUCUCUAGUACCAGCACGCCCGUCUACCCUCCCCAAACCCGCCAGAUAUAUCUCCUUGGGUAUGACACCUUCACUCGCUUCCUAUCGCCCAAGUACUACUCCUCCCAUGAGCCGCCGCUGUCGGCGCUCGACUCGUUCUUUGCGAGUGGGUGCGAGCUAUGCGUGAUGAUGCGGCCAGACGGGAGCGAGAGUGCGAGGGAGGAGCAAGCGGGAUAUCUGGCGAGGUUGAGGGAUGGCAUGUUGAACGAUGUCGGCUUUAGAGCAGAGUGGUCGGAGAAGAUUGAGAUGGUGGAGGCAGAGAAAGAUGCGGUUGGUGUGAGUUCAACGGUGGUGAGGGAGGCCGUGGCAGACGGAAGACAUGACGACCUGCAAAGAUUGUGCUUUCCCAGUGUUGCGAGGUGGAUAGAAGAGCAUGGAUUGUAUAAGAGGUGA
Messenger RNA from Eremomyces bilateralis CBS 781.70, 897 nucleotides. RefSeq names its product Nucleotidylyl transferase. NCBI's taxonomy places the organism in Eukaryota, Fungi, Ascomycota, Dothideomycetes, Eremomycetales, Eremomycetaceae. Gene Ontology annotation, molecular function: ATP hydrolysis activity; nicotinamide-nucleotide adenylyltransferase activity. Bases 1 to 897 code for a protein of 298 amino acids. Gene Ontology annotation, cellular component: nucleus; cytoplasm. The record is from RefSeq and is a predicted model, not a curated record. The transcript has 3 exons.